This is a messenger RNA of Annulohypoxylon maeteangense, 2039 nucleotides long. RefSeq lists its product as uncharacterized. The record is from RefSeq and is a predicted model, not a curated record. The coding region runs from base 211 to 1800 and encodes 529 amino acids. The transcript has 5 exons. Lineage: Eukaryota; Fungi; Ascomycota; Sordariomycetes; Xylariales; Hypoxylaceae.
GAAAUAUAACGAGGUAGAUAAAUAUUAGUUCAUUGAAGAUAAAUAAAGCUUAGUAUGUUCUUUAUUUCCAACGUUCUCUUAACAUUGCCAUAGCCAUAGCUAUUAAUUUCAAUUGCGGAUUGCAAAAGUCGCCUCGUGUAUACCUACGUACACAGUUCGCAGUCUAUUUAAUGUACAUCUGUUCGUGAUAAGCCACCAAGGAUAUUCAAGAUGAACAAGCUUUGGAAAGCCGGGCCCGAGACACAUGAUGAUAGUCCGCGGGAUUCGCUGGACCUGGAGGGACAUGAUAGAGAAGAGACAACGAAUGCGCCGAACGAACAUACUCGCCUGUUACCAAACCGGGUUGAGAGCACGAAUUACUUGAGUCCAGAUGACCCAGCGGUUUCGCCGUAUAAUCUCUGGAGUGUGCGAGUCGUCAGAUACCUUACCAUCCUCUUCACGAUACUCACCUUCGUAUGGUGGACAAUAUUACUGAUUUCGGCUUUCGUUACGCCACCCGGAUUCCAUACACGAGGCUCAGGCUUCUUCUCCUUCAGCUAUACUAGUCUGGCGCUUGCGAACCUACUUUUCACGCUUAUAUUCUUCGCCAUCCCCUCGAAGGCUGUCCAGAUACUGAGUAUUAUUAUGGGCGGCCUACUGUUGGUGGAUGCUGUCUUGUUGAUCUCAGUCGAGAAGACAAGACAUGAAGAAGGUUGGGUGGGAAUGGUUAGCGUCCUAUGGGCGCUUUUGAUGGCUGUAUGGACUCUACUUACUGAUCGCCUAGUCGCAUGGGGAAAGUCCGAGGAAGAAGAGCGGCUCACCGGUCGAGCUGAGACACGUCGUACAUUGGGCCAGUGGACUGCCGUUUUGAUAUCUACAAUCUCAAUGGUUCUACUUGCUCUCGCCGUUUUGCUAACAUUUUGUACUUUAAUUCUUCGUGCCCUCGAUGCCGGGUUGGCGCCGCCAGGCAAGCUGUACUGGGUAGACGGAGACAAAUAUACCAUCCACGUCUAUUGCCAUGGUAAUCACACAGAUUCGAAGGGGACAAGACUACCUACGGUAUUGUUUGAGGGUGGAGAGGGUACGGUGGAGGACGGUCUUUGGCAAUUUGCCAAUACCGCCAUUCAAAACGGUUCGAUUAGUCGAUACUGCUUCGUUGAUCGCCCUGGACUUGCCUGGAGUGAUACUGCACCAUCCCCCUUAUCUGCUGGGAUGGCGGUCGAGGCUGUAAGCGAAGCCUUGACAAGGGCCGGAGAAGUUGGCCCAUGGGUCCUUGCGAGUGCCGGCAUUGGCUCCAUUUAUUCACGAAUUCUCUCUGCUCGCUAUAGCACAGACGUAAAGGGCAUCGUCCUCAUUGACCCGCUUCAUGAGGAUUACCUUGAUGAUGUUGGAUCACCAGGACGAGGUCUCUUGCUCUGGAUCCGAGGUAUCAUCUCUCCCCUCGGUCUUGAUCGCAUUCCAGGUUCACUCUUAAAGGGACGAACUAAAGAAGAUCGAGUGUGGGGCAAAUCUGCAUACCAGACUGGGAAGUUCUUAUUCGCAAAGUUACAAGAGAACCUAGUAGCCGACACAUUGUCGAAACGGGAUUUAGCCAGCAGCACAGCUAUUCAGAACCCGGAUGUUCCGCUGAAUCUAAUCAGUUCCGGAGUAAAGAUACGGGAAGAUAGUGGCUGGGAAGAAAAGCAAAGGGAUCUUAGCCACCUAACACGCAAAUUACAGCAUUGGGACAUCGUGAACGAGGCGCCACAUCAAGUCUGGGACACACAUGAGGGGCGUGAUAUCAUCGAAAAAAGACUCCGGGAACUGGUAUAUGCUGCAUAGAUUGAUGCAAAAAUUCGCUGGAAGGUUCAAUGUAUUCUUAAUUUGGGUUAACUUGUCUUUAUGAAGAGCGUAGCGCAUUAUAUUUCCAAUAUCUUUUUCCUGGGGAGCUGAAGAUUUCUGGAUGAGACGGCAAUUGAUAGGAUAACGGAGGUCCGAAAUUGAAACCCUCUGAAGACAAUCCCCAGUAUUUAUUUAGCCAAUAGAAGCGUAUUCCGACAAAUAAACUAUUUAGUACCAGG